Molecule: messenger RNA, 840 nt
Organism: Gossypium raimondii (Peruvian cotton)
Lineage: Eukaryota; Viridiplantae; Streptophyta; Magnoliopsida; Malvales; Malvaceae
Product: ubiquitin-conjugating enzyme E2 10
Exons: 5
Coding region: 167-613 (148 amino acids)
Biological process (GO): protein polyubiquitination
Cellular component (GO): nucleus
Molecular function (GO): ubiquitin conjugating enzyme activity
Source: RefSeq, a predicted model, not a curated record
CCACCACAUCCAAUCAUAAAUCCCCUUCUCAUUUGUUUUUUCGUUCUCUCUCUCUCUCAUUUUCGUCUUCUUUCUUCGAUCCGAACUUUCCUCUCCUGCCGAUCCAAAGUUCCUUCAGGCAUCAAAAAGGACCCCCCCGAUCAAAUUUAUCUUUUCUGGUUUCGCUAUGGCAUCGAAGCGGAUCUUGAAGGAAUUGAAGGAUUUACAAAAGGAUCCUCCAACAUCUUGCAGUGCUGGUCCUGUUGCUGAAGACAUGUUUCAUUGGCAGGCAACUAUCAUGGGUCCACCAGACAGUCCGUAUGCUGGGGGUGUUUUCCAAGUGACCAUUCAUUUUCCUCCAGACUAUCCUUUUAAGCCACCCAAGGUGGCAUUUAGAACCAAGGUAUUCCACCCUAAUAUUAACAGCAAUGGAAGCAUUUGCCUAGACAUCUUGAAAGAGCAGUGGAGUCCUGCAUUAACUAUUUCCAAGGUAUUGCUAUCAAUAUGUUCAUUGCUGACCGAUCCAAAUCCGGAUGAUCCUUUGGUGCCGGAGAUUGCACACAUGUACAAGACAGACAGGAACAAGUACGAGACAACUGCAAGGAGUUGGACCCAGAAGUAUGCCAUGGGCUAGGGAGGCUCAAUGUUUCUUUCUUUUUUGUUUUGUUUUGUUUUUUAAAUUUAGUUUUAUGUAUGAAAGGUUUGUUCUGUCUCUUCAAUGCCUAAAAUGGGGGAGUUUAACGAUGCCAUCAACAUUCCCUUUUUUAAAAGAAGAGACAUCAAAUGUUGCUUCCUUUUGUUGUAUGGAUAAAUGUAACUUUUGGGACAAGAAAAUAGACGCUUUUGAUUUUUUUUUUUAAA